AUGGAAGGUAUAUUUGCAUUGAAGCCACGCUAUGAUGCAGAUUCAAACUGUCAUACCGUUUGGGCGAAACUAGCAACCGAUCUGCCCGAGCCUGUUUUCGUGGCCAAUUUGAGGUUCAACGAUAGAGGCAGAUACGUUUUCGGCAAAAUCCCUUACGAAAAAAAGGACGUAAAGUUUUGGGAUGGUGAUAUUGAGGAGAAAGACUUUUGGAAACUUCCAGUUACAUCAUAUGCAAUCGGCGGAAUCGAGAACGGCAGAAAAGCAGCAGCAAAAAAGACAGAUUUCAAGGCCAUAGUCGACACUGGUGCCAGUUCCCUUCAUCUUCCAUCUGAAAUUGUACAGAAUUACUAUGCCAAAGUACCAGGUCAUAUUCAACAAAGUGGACAGCACCUUGUUCCAUCCGGCCAGGCGCUGCCGGAUCUCGUCCUCUACAUUGGUGAAGAAUCCUAUCCAGUUAGAAUUCUAGGGAAAUUCCUCCAACCUCAAGGACCUCUCAACGAGCUUUUCUGUCUGGGUAGGCUCGAGGAGAGUACGAAUCCUCAUGUCCAUAUCUUAGGCCACCCAUUCUUUUUUGCUCAAAAUGUCAUUUUCAAAGGUAUUGACGUCCUUUCUGUGGGCCUGGUGAAGAAAGGUGCCGAGGAAUGUUGUUAA
This is a messenger RNA of Penicillium samsonianum, 651 nucleotides long. RefSeq lists its product as uncharacterized. The coding region runs from base 1 to 651 and encodes 216 amino acids. Gene Ontology annotation, molecular function: aspartic-type endopeptidase activity. Gene Ontology annotation, biological process: proteolysis. The record is from RefSeq and is a predicted model, not a curated record. The transcript is spliced from 3 exons. Lineage: Eukaryota; Fungi; Ascomycota; Eurotiomycetes; Eurotiales; Aspergillaceae.